AUUUUAACCAGGCCCAGGCGCCCAGCACCAGCGCACGCCGCUGAUUCACCUCGGCAGUUCGUCUCCACAUUAUUCUCUCCGGCGGCGGCGACUCGACUCUUGGCGAGGGGCGGAGAUGUCCUACUUGCUCCCCCACCUGCACUCCGGCUGGGCGGUGGACCAGGCCAUCCUCGCCGAGGAGGAGCGGCUGGUCAUGAUCCGCUUCGGCCACGACUGGGACGAGACGUGCAUGCAGGGCUGCUACAUAGCUGAUUAAUAUGGGAGCAAAUGCUUUUAAUUCUCCAUGGACGAAGUGCUGUCAGGGGUGGCUGAGACCAUAAAGAACUUUGCGGUGAUCUACCUCGUCGACAUCACGGAGGUUCCUGACUUCAACACCAUGUACGAGCUGUACGACCCAUCAACGGUGAUGUUUUUCUUCCGCAACAAGCACAUCAUGAUUGAUCUCGGGACAGGAAACAACAACAAGAUCAACUGGGCAAUGAAGGACAAGCAAGAGUUUGUUGACAUUGUGGAGACUGUAUACAGAGGAGCUCGUAAGGGCCGUGGGCUGGUGAUUGCUCCCAAGGAUUACUCCACCAAAUACCGUUACUGAGGUAUCUGUGCUUGGCUAUUCAGGUGCAGUGUGUGGCCUGCUCUGUUCUGUGAAGUGCGCUGUGUGACCCUUGAUGUAAUGUCUGUCAACUUUGAAAGUGUCGCGUAACUAUGUAUUUGUAUCUUGAAUAUCAACAUGUCAUAAACCUGUAACCCUUUGAAACAGGACCUGCUGUCUAUUGGUAUUACUGAUUAAAGUGAUAUUUGGUUUGAA
This is a messenger RNA of Triticum urartu, 805 nucleotides long. RefSeq names its product thioredoxin-like protein YLS8. Lineage: Eukaryota; Viridiplantae; Streptophyta; Magnoliopsida; Poales; Poaceae. The record is from RefSeq and is a predicted model, not a curated record. Gene Ontology annotation, biological process: mRNA splicing, via spliceosome. Gene Ontology annotation, cellular component: spliceosomal complex; U5 snRNP; U4/U6 x U5 tri-snRNP complex.